Messenger RNA from Cyphomyrmex costatus, 1497 nucleotides. RefSeq names its product myrosinase 1. Lineage: Eukaryota; Metazoa; Arthropoda; Insecta; Hymenoptera; Formicidae. The record is from RefSeq and is a predicted model, not a curated record. Gene Ontology annotation, biological process: carbohydrate metabolic process. The coding region runs from base 1 to 1497 and encodes 498 amino acids. The transcript has 7 exons. Gene Ontology annotation, molecular function: beta-glucosidase activity.
AUGGCGAGCUAUGCACUUCUCAGGAUAGCUUUCAGCUUUAUUUUUAUUGUCACGCAUAGCUUUGCUGACAACACGUUAUCUUUUCCUAAAGAUUUUCUAUUUGGUGCUGCUUCAUCUGCUUAUCAAAUAGAAGGAGGUUGGAAUGAAGGUGGUAAGGGCGAGAAUGUUUGGGACAAAUUUGCGCAUGAACAUCCAGAAUUAAUAGUUGAUGGUAGCAACGGCGAUGUGGCUUGUGAUUCCUAUCAUAAAUAUAAAGAAGAUGUACAGUUAUUAAAAAACAUGGGAGUUGAUUUUUACCGAUUUUCUAUUAGUUGGUCACGUGUCUUACCGACUGGUUACGCCAAUGUGAUUAAUCAAGAGGGACUAGAUUAUUACAAAAAUCUUACUAACGAAUUAUUAGCGAAUGGUAUCGAACCGUUUGUUACUUUGUUUCAUUGGGAUCAUCCAACCGUCUUUGAAAGCAUGGGUGGUUGGACUAAUGAAAUGAUGGUUGAAUGGAUAUCUGAUUACGCAAGAAUCAUUUUCAAAGAACUCGGCCCCAAAGUUAAAUACUUUAUGACUAUCAAUGAACCUGCCGUUAUUUGCAAUGAGGGGUACGCUGAUAACAGAAAAGCACCAGGAAAGAAAUUAGGCUCGCCUGGGAAAUAUCUGUGCAUGCAUAAUAUUCUAAAAGCGCAUGCCAAGAUUUAUCAUAUCUAUGACACAGAAUUUCGAGAACAACAGAAAGGCCAAAUUGGUAUAGUCGUAUCUUGUUCAGGCGCAUUGCCCAAAACAUCUUCUGAUACUGCAGCAGCAGAUGCAUAUUAUCAAUUUAAUUGCGGUUGGGUUGCCAAUCCCGUGUUUUCAAAGGAUGGUGAUUAUCCAGAAAUUAUGAAAAACCAUAUAGCUGAGAAUAGUAAAUUGGAUGGUUUUCCGAGAUCACUUUUGCCUGAAUUUUCGCCAGAAUGGGUGCAGUAUAUCAAAGGUACAUCGGAUUUCUUUGCAUUAAAUCAUUACACUUCGAGACUUGUGGAAAUAGUACCACGAACAGAAGGUCAAGCAUGGUACGAUUAUUCUGGUGUAAAAGCGAGCAUAGAUCCAUCAUGGCCAAAAAGUGCUUCGGAUUGGCUCAGAGUUGUUCCUGUUGGAUUUCGAGAGCUUAUUAAGAAGAUUUCAAGUGAAUACGAUAACCCAACUAUCUUUAUUACGGAAAAUGGUUUCUCUGACAAAUGUUGUACUACUGAUUAUUCAAGAAUAUCUUACUUGGAUUCUUAUAUGAAAGAAAUGUUAACCGCCAUUCAGAAAAAUGGAUGUAAUGUGAAAGGAUAUGCUGUUUGGAGUUUAUUAGAUAAUUAUGAAUGGCAAAGUGGUUAUACUGAACGGUUUGGAUUGGUACAUGUGAACUUUACGGAUCCUAAUCGAACGAGAACUCCAAAACGGUCCAUGAACUGGUAUAAAAAUAUCAUUAAGAAUGGGAAACUUUCAAUUGAUGAGUUAAUCACAGUUAAUAUAGUUUGA